Messenger RNA from Caenorhabditis briggsae, 1095 nucleotides. Gene Ontology annotation, molecular function: G protein-coupled olfactory receptor activity. Bases 1 to 1095 code for a protein of 364 amino acids. NCBI's taxonomy places the organism in Eukaryota, Metazoa, Nematoda, Chromadorea, Rhabditida, Rhabditidae. The record is from RefSeq and is a predicted model, not a curated record. The transcript has 3 exons. Gene Ontology annotation, biological process: olfactory behavior; G protein-coupled receptor signaling pathway.
AUGAUUUUCACCAAACUUCCUCUCCACAAACUUCUGAGCUACAUUAACACUUGCUCAUCUUCUAUUUCGUUAUUUUUCAACGGAUUUCUUAUAUAUCUCAUACUCACAAAGUCACCUAAAGAAUUCGGCGCCUAUAAAUAUUUGAUGACGGUCAUUUCAGUUUUUGAAGUUCUUUACUCAUUUCUCGAAAUGUUCCUAGUUCCAAUCCACUACACGGUUGGUUCUACAUCAGCGGUGAUCGUUUACGUCGAUGACAAACUGUUCUCUCGUUUCACUCUCCGGAUCCUUAAUUCCAUUUACUGGGCUUUCUUCGGUUCCUCCAUGGCUAUCUAUGCUUUGCAAUUCAUUUAUCGGUAUCUGACAAUAAGCAUGAAUCAGUUGAUAAAAACUUUCUACUCCUGGAAAAUUCUCUUGUGGCUGAUGAUACCAGUACUGAAUGGCGUUAUGUGGGCGUUGAUGGGAAUUUUACUUUGUAGGCCGAAUAAGGAAGCAACAAAUGUCUUGAGACCGUAUGUACUAGAAGACUUCAAAAUUGACAUUGAUAAUUUCGAUUAUUUGGGUGGGCCAUUAUUUAAAAUAGAAAAAGGAACAUUCAUACUUAACAUGAAUACUUUCUCUACAAUCGCAGUAAUGUCUGUGACACUCUCAUUUGGUGUAAUUCUUUUCUGUGGCUUCAAAUGUUACUUCAUGAUUUCUGAACUUAAUUCUAUUACAACAUUAUCAGCCAAAUCGCAAUCAAUGCAAUCCCAACUGUUCUACGCUCUCGUUUUCCAAACUCUUAUCCCGGCCAUCCUACUCCAUUUUCCAGUAUCUGUGAUGUUUGGAUUCGUACUGGCGAGUCACGGAUUAGGGAUUUACAGUUGUAUUAUAUCCAUCACAAUAUCUUUGUAUCCUGCCAUCGAUCCUCUUCCCAACUUUUUCAUCAUCAGUCCAUAUCGAAAAGCGGCGUUCAGUGAGUAUCGUAAUUUUGGGAGCUUAUUUCAAUGUCAAGAACUUUCAGGAUGUUUCAAGCGGAACCGGCAGUUAUCCGAAGUCAAUCAAGUACCGCCAAACUCGAAAAAUGUAGUUGCACCAGCGAAUACUUCCGCGGUCUGA